This is a messenger RNA of Meleagris gallopavo (turkey), 1535 nucleotides long. Lineage: Eukaryota; Metazoa; Chordata; Aves; Galliformes; Phasianidae. The record is from RefSeq and is a predicted model, not a curated record.
GAGUCUCGCUCCCUCAGCACAGAGCUGUUCAAGAUGAAGAAUGCCUAUGAGGAGUCCCUGGACCACCUGGAAACGCUGAAGCGUGAGAACAAGAACUUGCAGCAGGAGAUUUCUGACCUCACGGAGCAGAUUGCAGAGGGAGGAAAGGCAAUUCAUGAGCUGGAGAAAGUCAAGAAGCAGAUUGAGCAGGAGAAGUCUGAAAUCCAGGCUGCCUUGGAGGAAGCUGAGGCCUCCCUGGAACACGAAGAGGGGAAGAUCCUGCGCCUCCAACUGGAGCUCAACCAGGUCAAGUCUGAGAUUGACAGGAAGAUAGCUGAGAAAGAUGAGGAAAUUGACCAGCUGAAGAGAAACCACCUCAGAAUUGUGGAGUCCUUGCAGAGCAGCCUGGAUGCUGAGAUCAGGAGCAGGAAUGAAGCCCUGCGGCUGAAGAAGAAGAUGGAGGGAGACCUGAAUGAAAUGGAGAUCCAGCUGAGCCAUGCCAACCGUGUUGCCGCAGAGGCACAAAAGAACCUGAGAAACACGCAGACAGUGUUGAAGGAUACCCAAAUACAUUUGGAUGACGCCCUCAGGUCACAGGAGGACCUGAAGGAGCAGGUGGCCAUGGUGGAGCGCAGAGCAAACCUGCUGCAGGCUGAGAUUGAGGAGCUACGGGCAGCCCUGGAGCAGACGGAGCGCUCGAGGAAAGUGGCUGAGCAGGAGCUUCUGGAUGCAAGUGAGCGUGUGCAGCUCCUCCAUACCCAGAACACCAGCUUGAUCAACACCAAGAAGAAACUAGAAACAGACAUUGCCCAAAUUCAGAGCGAAAUGGAAGAUACCAUCCAGGAAGCCCGCAAUGCUGAAGAGAAGGCCAAGAAGGCCAUCACCGAUGCGGCCAUGAUGGCAGAAAAGCUGAAGAAGGAGCAGGACACCAGUGCCCACCUGGAGAGGAUGAAGAAGAACCUGGACCAGACGGUGAAGGACCUGCAGCACCGUCUGGAUGAGGCGGAGCAGCUGGCCCUGAAGGGAGGCAAGAAGCAAAUCCAGAAGCUGGAGGCCAGGGUGCGGGAGCUGGAAGGGGAGGUUGAUGCUGAGCAGAAGCGCAGCGCUGAAGCCGUGAAGGGCGUGCGCAAGUACGAGAGGAGGGUGAAGGAGCUGACCUACCAGUCUGAGGAAGACCGGAAGAACAUUCUUAGACUCCAGGAUCUGGUGGACAAACUGCAGAUGAAGGUGAAAUCCUACAAGCGACAAUCUGAGGAGGCUGAGGAGCUGUCCAAUGUCAACCUCUCCAAGUUCCGCAAGAUCCAGCACGAGCUGGAGGAAGCCGAGGAGCGGGCUGACAUUGCAGAGUCACAGGUCAACAAGCUCCGAGCAAAGAGCCGGGAAUUCCAUAGGAGGAUUGAAGAGGAAGAGUGAAGAUGUCAUGAGGCAGCAAAGCAGCCUGAGGAGUGCACAAAAUGUGAACCCUCUGUCACUUUCUUUUGCAAUGUCUUUGUAACCAUGUCAGUGUCUAGAGAAUAAAAAACAUAGAUUAAUAUGCAUAAGCACUACAAACAGUG